Cannabis sativa is the source of this 330-nucleotide messenger RNA. RefSeq lists its product as uncharacterized. The record is from RefSeq and is a predicted model, not a curated record. NCBI's taxonomy places the organism in Eukaryota, Viridiplantae, Streptophyta, Magnoliopsida, Rosales, Cannabaceae. Bases 1 to 330 code for a protein of 109 amino acids. The transcript is spliced from 2 exons.
AUGGGAAGGCAUAGCAAUAGUAGAAGUAGUAGUAGUAGUAGUAGUGAUGCCAACACCAAAGUCAUUAGCUCCUCAAUUGUUCUAUUACAAGAAAGAUCAUCAUCAUCAUCAUCAUCAUCUUCUCAUCUUGAUCAUCAUAAUCAUCAAUCACUCUCACUUGGACUUGACUUGCAUUCCAAGCAAUCUUAUAAUGAUGAUGAUAUUUGUGCCUUUACAAGUCUAUGGCCAAAUACCAAAUCAUCAUCAUCAUCAUCAUCCAAAGCUAAUGCUAGCUCAUCUUCAUCAAAAAGUUUUGAAAAUUCAGAAAUUGAUACUUCUCUUCAUCUAUAA